UGCGCUUGCGCUAGCAACUGCCUGGGCAGAGACACUGGCCAGCCCCACUGUCGCCAAGGUAACAGACUCUCUGGAGCCGCCAUGGCCUCGGGAACUGGAGGGAGCUGGGGUCCUCCACCAGCUCAUGACACAGCCCCACAGCCUGCGCCUGGCCAGCCUGUCCCCCUCCACCAGCCCUGGGUGGCCAUCCUGCAGCCUCCCUCCUGGGCAGACCCACAGCCACCCCAGCAGCCAGGCCGCUGGAAGGAAGACCUGCUGGAGCUGAUGAUGCUGCAGAACAUGCAGAUGCACCAGCUGCUGCUGAGCAGCCUGGUGGCCUCAGAGCUCAGCCCCAGGCCAGCGCCAUGCUGCCCUCAGGUCUGUCUGGAGGGGCAAGAGGACAGUGCGGACGAGGGGCCGCUGGAGGCCCAGGAGGAAGGGCCUCUGGAGCUCCACCACCACCACCUGCCCGGCCCGGGGCCGGCGCUGGGCGCCCUGCCGCCCUGGCCGGCCUGGGUCCUGUGCCCUCCGCCACAGCAGGCCCACGUGCAGGCGGAGCUGGUCCAGCAGCUGGUCACGGAAGACAGGGACGGAGACACCUGUGGUGAACCCCGAGGCCACCUGUGGUGUACCCCGAGGCCACCGGAUGGGUCUGUCUUUUGUCUUCCUCACCUCAGGAGAGCUGUGCCGCCCCCCCCUCCGCCCAGUGCCACGGGGACUGUGGGGGCCGAUGUACCUCCGGCUCCAGACUACUACGAUGCCGAGAGCUUACUGUGA
This is a messenger RNA of Condylura cristata (star-nosed mole), 756 nucleotides long. It is a transcript of the gene PRR29, whose product is annotated as proline rich 29. Lineage: Eukaryota; Metazoa; Chordata; Mammalia; Eulipotyphla; Talpidae. The transcript has 6 exons. The record is from RefSeq and is a predicted model, not a curated record. Bases 82 to 756 code for a protein of 224 amino acids.